GCUUGUCACCAAGAUUAACCCGGAAGUAUUUUUGCCUUUCUCUUUACACUCGUGAGUUAGUUUAGCCUCGGCUACUCGUGCAACUCAGAGAGCUUUCGUUGUUUUUUAAAAAGUCAUUUAACUAAUUAUUAUUUUAUUUACCAAAAAUGUCUUCGAAAGUCGACAAUAAUGACCCCAAUUUAGACGGACGAUCUGCCGAACGUAAGGAGGAGCUAAACAAGCAGAUCAAGGAACAAAAGGUGGCUGUGGAUGAGCUGUCCAAUUUGAAGAAGGAUAGGAAAGUGUACGUCCAGCAGAGGAAUAGCAACAUAUUGUUCCUGGCAGACAGAGGACAGACUUUGAGUUCAUGCAAGAGUUCCCGUACUUGGACGAGAGUGUGGUGAGCUACUUGAACUCUCUGCCCAUGCGGGACAAGGCCGACCUGUCGCUUCCGCGGGGUGCCGGCGAGAAACUGCUGCUGAGGCUGGCCGCCCGUCAGCUUGGCCUCGGAGCGUC
Phyllopteryx taeniolatus (common seadragon) is the source of this 495-nucleotide messenger RNA. Its product is annotated as ASNSD1 upstream open reading frame protein-like. The record is from RefSeq and is a predicted model, not a curated record. Lineage: Eukaryota; Metazoa; Chordata; Actinopteri; Syngnathiformes; Syngnathidae. The coding region runs from base 147 to 383 and encodes 78 amino acids. The transcript has 4 exons.